Molecule: messenger RNA, 2363 nt
Organism: Anolis carolinensis (green anole)
Lineage: Eukaryota; Metazoa; Chordata; Lepidosauria; Squamata; Anolidae
Gene: tc2n
Product: tandem C2 domains, nuclear
Exons: 13
Coding region: 327-1808 (493 amino acids)
Cellular component (GO): nucleus
Source: RefSeq, a predicted model, not a curated record
GAGAAGUUUGGUGUUGGCUGCGCUUCGCUUCUCUGGAGAGCGCUUGUCUUUCUUCCUUUUCGCCCGCGGCGCUUGAAGGGAAAGGAAGGGAAAGGCAAGGGAUCGAGGAUGGAAGGAGCAGGCCGGAGAGAGCGCCAGGCUCAGGUUGGCAGAAGCUGGGGCUAACAGUGGGAGCUUACUCCGCUCCACCGAAUUCGAACUGCUGACCUUUCAGCCAGCAACUUCAGCAGCUCAGCGAUUUAACCCACUACACCACCGGGGACUCCCACAUGCAUGGCUGAUAUCUGCCUCAGCUCUAUGUAUUCCAUCUUGUGUUCAAAGCAGUAAUGGCAAAGGAAUUCAUAAAGAACUGCUGCAGAGGCUGUCUGUAUAUUGGGAAAGAAAAGAAUGAUGCUUCUCUGGAGAAGGAGUCUGAGGUUACAGACAAAUACAAAUCAAAUAUUGUGGAGAAACCGCCUUUGUCUUCUGUGUCGGUGAAACGGCAGGUUGGCUGUUCAGAAGAUUAUCUUCUUUCCAAGCUCCCUCCAGCUGGCCAAGAAGUACCCUUUGUGGUCCCUCAAUUCAAACUUGCUUACGUCCAGCCCAAGAACCUUGGUCAUUCAUACCGUGGAGGAAUUCAAGGUUCUGCUGUAGCAUCUUUUGGUGAUCGAAAAACAGAACUUUCCAGUGCAUACCAACAGAGACCUCUUGUUGAUGUGGUGUAUAACCCAUUCUAUAUGCACCACCAGCCGCCACCACUUUCUCCAGAGUUGGUACGAUGUUGCCCAGAAAAAAUGGACAAUAGGAGACUGUAUGGGUCAGUUUGUGAUUUGCGGAGCAGCACAUUGCCAGGCUCAUCUUCUUUUAGCCAUUCUAUGUUUGAUCUUACAAGUCCUCCUCACCAUUUUAUCCAGCGAUACGAUUCAGUGUCUAGUGUUCCAAGCAGCACCUCCUCCAUGAAGGACUCACAAGGUAGUAACAGGAGUUUAGAUACCAUUACAUUGUCAAGUGAUGAAAGAGAGUUUGGCAGACUUCAUGUGAAGUUGUGCUAUCUUCUUCCUGUGGAACAAAUCUGGAUCACAAUCUUACAAUGCAAAGAUCUGAGCUGGUCCUCUAGCUGUGGAGAAAAACCCUACAUUUCCAUCAAGGGAGUCCUUACACUGCCCAAGCCAGUUCAUUUUAGGUGUUUGGCAAGAGAAGCUUCCAGUGACAUAGCAUUUAUGGAAACCUUUGUGUUUGCUAUCAAAUUGCAACUCCUGCAGACCGUAAGACUAGUGCUCAAAGUACAAGCUCAGUCUCCCAGGAAGAAAACCUUAGGAGAAUGCACUUUGUCACUGCGACAGCUCAGUUCACAAGAAACAGAGCACUGGUUGAUGAUCACACCUCCUUCCAAAUCUUCAGCAAGUUCUGCAGAACUGAAAAUAGGCACCUGUUUUCAAGCAGUAAACUGCCGGAUCCAGUUGCAAAUUCUUGAAGCACAGAACCUUCCAAGCUCAUCCACACCACUCUCUUUAAAUUUUUAUGUAAAGGUUUCCAAGCUUAGCACUGAAGGACUGAUUGAUAAAAAAAAGACUCGACUACUGAAAUCUACUAAUGGUCAAGUGAAAUGGGGGGAAACUAUGAUUUUUCCAGUGAGCCAGAAUGAAUGUGGUAUAAACUUUCUCAUCAAACUCUACAGCAGGACGUCAGUGAGAAGAAAACACUUUGUUGGACAGGUCUGGCUAAGUAGUGACAGUAACAGUUUUGAAGCAGCUGCUCAGUGGCAAGACACAAUUACCAAUCCAGAGAAGGUUGUUGUCAAAUGGCACAAUGUUAGUUCAGCAUGCUGAUGCUAUGGGUGAUUCAUUGGCUCAUGAACAGGACUUUACCCGAAAGACUUCUAUAGAUGUUUAAAACGAACAGCCAUCAGUUAAGAGAAAAAGGACAUAUGGACUGCACAGUGUCACUUCUGGAGAGGAAAAUGUUGUGCUGGAGAAAAUUGACAACAGGCAAAAUCCUGGAAAUGUUAAUGGAAGUCAGAGCCCACCUUUGCGAGUGGCAAGGUUAACUGCCUGGCUUUUAUUGUAUGUAAUGAUUGCCAAUGGACUUUUUGUAUAUUUAUGGUCAUCCUAAAAAAAAAACUGGGGUGAUUGCAUAUUUAUGUUCAUUUUAGAAAAAGUUAAUAUUCUUAGAUUUAAUUCAGCUUAUAUUUGGAUGUAUUUUUCUUCGGGAAGACUUUAACCCUUUAUCAUUUUGAAAACAGUGCCUUAGCUACCAUUUUACUUCUCAAGCUUUGGAAGAGUAUGCUCUUGCUAGUUCUAUCUUCAUGGUGAACAACAAAUAAGCAGGAAGCAACUGUGUUUUAAAAACCUUGAAAUAAACUCAAAGCAUGUAUGGUGACAUAA